Molecule: messenger RNA, 2372 nt
Organism: Acinonyx jubatus (cheetah)
Lineage: Eukaryota; Metazoa; Chordata; Mammalia; Carnivora; Felidae
Gene: CD4H9orf43
Product: chromosome D4 C9orf43 homolog
Source: RefSeq, a predicted model, not a curated record
UCGUCCUAGUGGCCGGGGAAGGACAAAGCGGUAAGUCUGUGACCUGAAGCCCUCCGGAGGCAGGACGGCCAGACCUCACGGACCACCCGGCUCCCUGCGUAGGGACACAGUAAGGACUGUCUCCAUUUUGCACAGGGCACUUGACCUACCCGGUCAGGGUGUCACAGCCCUACUAGGCUUCCUGUCCCUCCAUGGGUGCGGUCAUUAGACAGGGGCAGUGUCCACUCACCCAGGCCCCAGGGCCAGCACGUGGCGGUAAUGAGAGUGUGGUCAGCGUGGAACCUCAGCUCACCCUCAUGCCUCCCUCCCUUCUCCUCCCCUCCAACUCUGCUUCUGGUUCUCCACCUUAGGGACUCUGCUGGGGACUCCAAAGACCAGGACGCAGCGCAGGCCCUCUUCCACCAGGGGCUUCAGCAUCUCUUCCAGCCGGUUCACACCAUAUCUGCAUGGGGGUGGGGCGGAGGGCCCGAAAUGAGCUCUUCCAGAUUCCUGCCUCUGCUGCUUUCUGGCCAGUGCACCUCCGAUGUGGUUCACCAAGGCCUGCCGGUCUACGACGAGGGACCCAAGCGGAGAAGACUCAGGGCCAGGUGAGCAGAGGGCUGGAAAGCUGUGCGAUUGGCUUUUGUCCUAAACCAGUUGUAGCUAUGGACUUGCCAGAUGAGAGCCAGUGGGAUGAAACCACCUGCAGGUUGGCUGUUUGUCAGCAUCCACAGUGCUGGGCAACGAUCCGCCGGGUUGAGAGGGGCCACCCUCGAAUCCUGGGCCCUCCCUGCAAAACAGCUCUGAAUAAUGAAGACAAAUCCCCAGUGCUCACCAUUGUAAACAUCUCAGAUUCCUGCUUCCGGGCCAAGAGACUUGCUCACGGUCAUUUAUCAGGAUUUACCUUCACCAAAGCUCCCUCUUUAUUGUGUCAAGGUUCAAAGUUUGACUCCAAAUUUCAAGGCAGGCCUCGGAAGGAUCUACCUGACAAAGAUUUCACCCCCUAUACUGACAAGUCUCCUAAGCUUUCAGUGCUGAAUCUGAAUGAGACACGACUUCCCAGCUCUCAAGAUGUUAGAAAUAUGGUUGUCGUCUGGAUCCCAGAACAACCAGAGAAGCGUGCGAGACCAGCUGAGAAGAAGCGCAUUGUCUCCAGCCAGGAUGGCAGAAUGAACUGUGUAGCUAAAGACCAUUUUCUCUACAGAAAGCAGAAAACGGAAACACAGCUGGGACCUCCAAGGAUGAAUGUGCCUCCCCCCUUGCCAGUACACAUUUUUGAGCAACUAACUUCAGAGUCCAUACCUUUCUGGAACCAAUUUGACUUGGAACCAUUACCUCAGGAUCUGUUGAAGAACCUUUUGCCUGAUGAAGGGAAAGCCAGGCCUUCUCUGGAGAUGAAGACGCAAUUGGCCAUGAUGAAGAAGAAACUUGCCCUGGAGAAGAGCCGACCUGACAGUGCCAUUUCUGCAAAGAUGUUUUUAUCUGUGCACCGCCUCGCCCUGCAGAGACCAGCAUUGAGAUAUCCUGAACAUUUGAAGAAAUUGUGUUCUAACCUGAACACAGAAGGUAGAUUUUCUGGUGCUGUCAGAUCUUCAGGUCACAAGCAGCAGCAGCAGCAGCAGAAGCAGCAGCAGCAGCAGCAGCAGAGGCUGGUGAAAACACCACCUAAGAGACAGGAGGCUAAAAAGAAACCCAAGAGCGAUCCAGGGAGCCCGAACAUUUUGCAUAAACGUUCAGGUGGUGCCAUGGUUUAUGGCCCACGCCAUGGUCACAGAACUCUGUUGGGUUGGAAAAGUGACCAAAAGCAGCCACAGUGGAUGAAGUUAGAAGGACUCACCUUGAAGCAGGAUUCCACAGAGAGACCACAGAUGAAGAAUUAUCUGGAUUCCUUCCCCAGUAAGGAUGAUCCUGAAUUAUCUCAGACCAAACCCUCUAACAAGGACAUCAGCACUCAGGAGGACGCUGUGCUGGAAUCCCAAGAGAGGAGCCCAGAGGACCUUUCAGAUGGUACAUCUAGAACAAGGUGGAACCCUGAGCUCAAACUACUGAGGAUUCUUCAGGCCACUGACGAUGAGGAUGAGGAGAACUAGCUCUCCAGGUCAGAGAGUGGAGAGUAUUUCAAGACUCUGCAGGGCAGUCUUACUCCAGAGCAGAAUGCUUGGAAUCCUGAGGACGGUGACCUUGGACAUAAGGGCAGAAAGCAGAGGGGACUUCUGCUCCCUGGAGGCUUUACCAGGGCCUGACCAUAGAGAUUCUGCUUUUUUCGUUCAUUUCUCCUUGCCUCUAAAAUAAUUGAGGAGAAAAAGCCUCAUCCUUUUUAAACUUAGAUUGUUUCUCUUUCAUUAGGAACAGAAUAAUUUUAGUGAUUAAACACAACUGCUGCUUAAGCAAAA